UUCUCCUUAUGUAUGUAGUUCAUUUCAUCUGUAGAUAUAUAUAAGGGGAAUAGAAGCAAAUAUGAAUUUCUCUCUUCACUUGAGCGUUAUCAAUCUCUUCGUUAAUAUCGAGUUUCAUAGAUAAACUUCUGCAAGUGAAAAAGAAAGGAUGAGUGAAGGACUGAGCGACAGUGAGACUCAGGUGGGCGAGAAUAGCGUCGGUGAUUGGCUUGAAUCAGAUAGUGCACCUACCGCCGCCAUAAAUGGGUUCGGCAACCCUGACGGCCCAAUGAGCCGAGGGAUCAAACGCCCCCGAGAUUUCUUGGGGAUGCGAUUUUAUCCCCGCACAACGGAGGUGUACGAGCAGAACGUUGGCUUAGGGCAGCAACAGCAGCAGCUCGGUGAACCCAGUUGGGAAGUGAGAAAUAAUGUUGCUGUGGACGACAGAAACAUUAGUACUAAUAUUCCCUAUGAAGGUCCAAAUCCUCAACAAGUUGAGGGACAUGGAUCAGAUUCGGCAUCUUCUUUCAUGAACGGCUAUGGUAGGUCAGAUAGCUCUAGGGCCACCGACAUUCUGAUGUCGGUUUCAGUCUCUACGGACUUCACCAAGAUAAAGAUACUUGAAUUUGCAAAUUCCGCUAUGGAGGAUCUGAUAACAAUGUCCAAGAAAGAUUUCAACCCUUUUGAUUAUCGGCAUGCUGAUCGGAUGCGGACAGCUGGCUUUGGAAACAAUCAGAGCCUUCCUUGCUCCGGAUACCUCCAUUUGGAAGCUUCUAGAGAGACCGCCUAUGUCGGUAUGAAUCGACUAGGCAUUGUUGAAAUGCUGAUGGAUUCGAACCGGUGGGCUGCUAAGUUCGCUGAUAUUGUGUCAAGGGCAAUACUACUUGCAGUUAUAAAUCCAGGAACGGCAGAAUACGAUGGGGCCCUACAAGUGAUGACGGCAGAAUUUCAUAUCCCGACUCCACUGGUCCCAGUCAGAGACAGUUACUUCGCGAGGUACUGCAGGAAGCUGUCCCCCGACACCUGGGGAGUUGUCGACAUCUCACUCGAGAGCCUAUUUCCUUAUCCAGCAUCGACCCGAUACCGCAGAAAGCCUUCGGGCUGUCUGAUCCAUGAGCUACCAAAUGGUUGCUCCAAGAUUAUAUGGCUUGAGUAUGUGGAAGCAGACAAUGGCUUGGUCCACAAGAUUUUCCAACAUGUUGUAUGCUCAGGCUAUGUGUUUGGGGCACAGCGCUGGGUUGUGGCAAUUGCUCGGGAGCAUGACCUGCUUCAAGCACUAAUGAAUAUGACUCCUUCAGAAGGCGCACUGCGUAUAACUCCAAUGGGCAGGGUAAGCCUGCUGAAGCUGGUGGAGAAGAUGACAAGAGAGUUCUUUCUAGAUGCAAGUGGCUCUUCGACAAACAUGUGGAUGACUUUGCCAUUACAUGGUAACGAGGACAUAAAGAUCACGGUGAAAAAUAGGGCUCACAGUUUUGGAUUUCUCGGCGGUAGAACCAUCGUGCUGUCCACUUCCGUGGAGAUCCCAGUCCCACCGAAGCGAGUCUUCAGUCUUCUUUCCGCUGCUGAAUCCCGACCCAAGUGGGAUUUCCUCUCACAGAGCCAUGUAAUUCGAGAACUGGCUAACAUCAUAGUCGGUUCAAAUCCAGAGAGUCGCGUUUCAAUACUCGAAAUCAUUAAUACUACCCCGGAGAACACAGAUGCACCGAUGUUUUAUCUGCAAAAGAGUUACAUAGACCCGACCUUCGCCUAUGUUGUCUAUGCACCUAUUGAUGUCCCGGCCAUGUCGAUGCUCCUGAGCGGCGGGGACCCAGAAUCAGUCGCGUUCAUGACCUCAGGAUUCAUGAUGUUCCCUGACCGCCCGAUACUGCCAGGUGAAGAGAGCAGCGGAAGUCUCCUAACUGUCUUGUUCCAUAUCCUGGACGAUGCGCCCCGGGAGGACCAUUACUGUCUAUCCUUGAAUUCACUGAACGUGUCGCACAGUCUUAUCUCCGGAACAGUGGGCAUGAUCAAGGAUAACUUCAUUCGCGGUCACCAGAGGAGCGGCGGUCGCCGAGGAAACUGAGGCUAGAGGAUUCGAUGUUUCAUGUGGGUGGAAAAAACCUAAUAAAGAACCUUAUGGCAGAUUUUAGAUAAUGUGCUGUGUUGUGUUGUGUGUAAGGUUUUCAUGCGUGUCUUGUGCUUUUUAAUCAUAUAGAUGUACUUUAAAAACCCCCUUGUUAGGGGAAGCUUUGGGACUUCUCGUAUUAUGAUCCUAUGUUUUCCCCCCUUUGUCUUGUUGUCUUCCUAAAUCCUUUGGAAAUAUGUUUCCUAUGA
Punica granatum (pomegranate) is the source of this 2292-nucleotide messenger RNA. The record is from RefSeq and is a predicted model, not a curated record. NCBI's taxonomy places the organism in Eukaryota, Viridiplantae, Streptophyta, Magnoliopsida, Myrtales, Lythraceae.